UGACAGCCUACUUCCCGGGAGUGCUCACGAGCUGCUGUCGCGCGUGAGCGGGCUGCGUAUAAAUCACCAAGGUCAUAAUGGCUGAUAGUGCCGAUGUUACACCCGUUGUGAGUAGCCAGCCUCCUGGAAAAGAGGAGCAGGGAGGAGGAGAGGGUGGAGGAGGCACAGAGAGGGAUGCAGGAGGUGAAGGUGGUUUGACUGAUACCCAGAGAGAGGUGUUGGAGAGGUGUCUUCAUGCUCUCAGGAAUGCUAAAAAUGACAGUCAAACAUUGGCUGCUCUUCUAUUGAUCACUCGUUUGUGCCCAGCAAGCCAACUAGACAAACCCACCUUGAGACGCAUCUUUGAGGCAGUGGGGCUCAACCUUCCAGCUCGGCUUUUGGUGACAGCGGUCAGAGGGAAUGAGAACUCUGGCUUACCCCCACAUGAACUCCUUUCAUUGGGCACAGCUCUGUUGGCUGCCCUGAGCACAGACCCAGACAUGGCCUCCCAUCCCCAGCUCCUCACCACCAUCCCGCUCCUGCUGGGCAUUUUAGCAAAUGGUCCCAUGUCAAACCAGCAGAAACAGGCUGCCCAGGAACAGACCCAAGCUGGUGAGAUGGACCAGAGUCCAGAUAGUAAAGUAAAAUCAGCAGAGAGUUCAAGCCCAGAAAGUAAUCCUGCCAAUGUGGCAAAAUCAGCAGAAAAGAGCAAGACCAGCAAGCAAAAGGGGGAUGAUGGCAGUACAUCGAACGGAGUAUCUCCAUCUAAAGAAACCUCACCAUCUGACAGUCUCGAUGAGGCCAUGGCUGCUGACUGUUACCAGGUUCUGACAGCUGUGUGUGCCUUACCGAGGGGUCCUGACCAGCUGCUAAGCAGGGGUGCUGUUCCUGCUCUGUGUCAAGCAGUGGAACAAAACCAGACUUGCAGCCAUGAGAAGGGGCUUGCCUUGCUUGGUUGUCUCCUAUCAGGUAAAACCAAGGACAAAGUGUGGAGUAAACACCCUGCAGAACUCCUCACUUUGUUGGUCAGGCUCUCUAAAGACUUCUGCCUGUCCAAAGACCAGGCCAGGCUGGACAUGUGUUCCCAGUUGGUGCAGUUUCUCCCACCAAUAGGAGUGGCAGUAGAAAGUGAAGAACUGAAGGGAGCUGUGAGCCGUGUGUGGGGGGUAUUGAGACCCAUGAUGCAGGCUAAAUUGACACCGAAGCAGAUCGGGACGAUCCUGGUCCUCAGUGCAUGUCUGCUGGAUUUGUAUGGGUGGGAGAUGGUGGGACCACCAAAGUUCUGCUGCUUAAUGGUGAACCGGGCCUGUGUGGAGGUCAGAAUGGGCCUGGAGGAACCGCCUGGUAACGAGCUGAGCCCAGAGCUGCAGCACACACUCACAGGCUGUUAUCGAAUCAUGGAAGCUGCCAUAGAGCAGGCCUGCAGUCCGGGAUUGUCGCAAACCGCUGCACCUUCUCACAGCUCCAUCUCGUCACUCAGUCUGCAGCAGAGCAGGCAGGUCCUCGGGGUGCUGGAGGAGGCCUUCUCUGCUGUAGUGUACCACCUGCAACAGGUCGAUCAGAGUCGAUAUGGUGACCCUUUCAUUUUCGCCACAUUCCGUUCUCUGUGCUCAUGGCUGGCUGAGGAAACUUCCUGUCUGAAGGAGGAAGUUACUGGAUUGCUGCCUUUCCUGAUCGGCUACUCCCGGAGCCACCUGCAGGGUGAGAGCUCAGAGCAGGGCCUCUCUGACUGGAUGGCCGAGAUAUCCGUCUCUGAGGAGAGAAAGGCCUGGACGGGCAAAGAGCCUCUGAGGUAUCUGCUCCCAGCUCUGUGUCACCUGUCAGCAGAGGAAGGUCCCAGGAAGGUGCUGCUCACGCUCGACACCCCGGCUCUGCUGGUGAACUUUCUGUCCCAGAGCUGGAUUUCCCUCAAGGGAAAAAGUGGGGUGGUGUCAGCCAGGGAUCCCAGCAUGGAGACGGCCUGCUCAGCCCUCCUCAACUUUACUGUCACAGAACCAGAGAGAGUCAGGAAGGACCAAUGUUUCAGAACUCUUGAGGCUCUUCUGAGUGAAGCACUUCCAGUUUUGGUGCAUAAACCCCGCCUCCUGGUUCUAGCAGCAAAUUACUGCACUUUGGGACUUAUGAUUGGCAGACUCAAAUCAACUCCUUCAGGGUCAGUGGAAGCAGGCCAGAGGCGGUUCUUCUCCUCAGCUCUCCGGUUCCUCCGCAGUGCCCUGGACUCUGGCUCCAGCCCCGGCUUGGUUACGGUGAGCAUCAGCUGGGAGGAAAGCUGGGAUGAUGCAGCAGAGCUAUGGAGGUUGGGCUUGCAGGCUCUGGGAGGCAGUGUCCGUGCUCAGCCCUGGAUCACCACCCUGGUCAGAGAGGAAGGUUGGCUCAAACACACACUCACCAUGCUGGAUCAGUGUAGCGCACUACCUGACCAGCACACACAGGAGGCGCUAGAGGAAGCUCUGUGUGCCAUCGCGGAGCAGUGCCCGGCCUGUAAGCAGGAGAUUGGAGACAUGAUGAUGAGAAAUGAUAAAGGAGCUUUGAGCUGUAUGAGGAACCUGAAGAAGUCGGUGCGAGUGAAGUGAAACCAAGCUGCUGCCAAUGGACAAUGUGCUCUUUGAUGGAGUAAUUUUAACAUGCAGAGUUGAAAUUAAAGUCGCACUAUGGAAAUAAAAAAGCACAGCUAUUCAUGAAGCCAAACUGGUGUGUUUAUUAGUUGUACCAAUCUGACAUGGAUAAUAUGUCCUCAGGCUUUUUUGUAAUAAGAUGAAAAGCCCAAAGAUACCAAAGCCCACAUCGAAAAGAGUGAAAAUUACGUGUAUCUGUGUAUCAUGUUUUUCAGUGUAAUAAGUCUAAUUAUAUACAACAUAAUGAGACUGAAAAACCCUUUUAUUCAGUCAUAAAUCAGAGCAGUGGGCAGCCAUUCAUUCGCAACCAGGUAAAUGGAAAUGCCUGUUGAGACAGCUGUGCUCUCCAUGGAACUGAAAAACACAAAAGCUCUUUCUUACACAGAAUGCUUAAAAUGUAAAUGCAUUUAAUAAAGAAUUAUUUUGUUAGAGAACAGUAA
Molecule: messenger RNA, 3034 nt
Organism: Seriola aureovittata
Lineage: Eukaryota; Metazoa; Chordata; Actinopteri; Carangiformes; Carangidae
Gene: ncdn
Product: neurochondrin
Exons: 8
Coding region: 78-2552 (824 amino acids)
Biological process (GO): regulation of neuronal synaptic plasticity; neuron projection development
Cellular component (GO): dendrite
Source: RefSeq, a predicted model, not a curated record